This is a messenger RNA of Anopheles gambiae (African malaria mosquito), 3318 nucleotides long. RefSeq lists its product as uncharacterized. Lineage: Eukaryota; Metazoa; Arthropoda; Insecta; Diptera; Culicidae. The record is from RefSeq and is a predicted model, not a curated record. Bases 301 to 3318 code for a protein of 1005 amino acids. The transcript is spliced from 2 exons.
CAUUUCGCCCCGCAUCAAGGGCAACGGUCGUUUUCGCGCCAUCAUUCGAAUUUCGCGCCAUCGUGUUUGUGUGUGAUAUCUGAGUUCCGGAAAAUGGAAAAAAUGGAAAAGAAAAUCAAGCCAGAGCAGCUGAAGAAGAGGAUCGCCGUGUAAAAUAUAAAGUCGCUGGAACGGUUCCAGCCAGAAUACUCUACCGAUGAUGCCAAGCAGAUUCCAGAGGCGUUAGAGGAUUUGGAGAAGCAUAAAGAAGGGUUCUUCGCCGCGGUUUCCAAACUGGAAGAGCUCGACGACAGUGACACAAUGAUCGAAGCUUGCAUCAUGGAAAGGAUCGACAUCGAGGAACGCUGCCGCAAGCUGAAAUCUUUUCUUCGAGAGCAUCAACCGAAGGAAGAAGGUUCCCUUAACGAGACGACAGGUUUGGCAUCAUCUACGCUUGCGUUUGGUCGACCUCACGCGCCAAACCUACGCCUGCCAAAAAUUGAGCUGCCAACGUUCGAUGGAGACCACACAAAAUGGCUUUCGUUCCGUGAUCGGUUCAUAGCCAUGAUCGACGCAUCUGCUGAGCUACCGUCUAUCGCCAAACUGCAAUACUUGCUUUCUUCGCUCAAGGGGGAUGCAGCCUUACCCUUCGAACACACACCUCUAACGGCAGACAAUUAUUCAGUGACGUGGGCAGCACUUUUAAAACGGUACGAUAAUUCUCGUCUGCUAAUACGUGAGUAUUAUCGUAAAUUGCACUAUCUUCCCGGAGUGCAAUCGGUGUGCGUGGACAAGCUAACCCACUUGGUGGAUGAGUUCACCCGUUUCGUCAACGGACUGGUGAAGCUCAAGGAACCGGUUGAUUCAUGGGACACACCACUAUCGAACAUGCUGCUUAUGAAACUGGAUCGUGAAACGCUAUUGGCUUGGGAAAAACACUCCGUACACUUCACCAAGGAUGCAUACAAAGAUGUAAUUGCGUUCGUGCAAGAUCGAAUCCAGAUCCUCAAAUCGACCAACAAUUUUGUGAGUGAGCAGAGCGCUAGUGGAACUAAGGUGGCCGGCAUUCAUCGUCACGCAGUGCAACGGAGGUUCGUCGCAAAUGCAGCUGCAUCGUGCCCUACUCCUGCUGUUUCAUCUGGUUCGAUUCAGCAGCCCAAGUGUCCAUUAGAGUGCGCAGAAGCUCACCCAUUACGCAGCUGUCCAGUUUUUAUCGGCAAGGAGGUUCAGCACCGCCGGGACGUCGUCUCAUCGAAGCGGUUGUGCUGGAACUGUCUAAGCAGCACACAUCAAGUCAGAGCGUGCAAAUCUGACUAUUCGUGUCGUACGUGUCGUGAACGCCAUCACACUCUCCUGCAUCACACGCCACCUAGAACGGUCACAAUGGCAGCACAUUCCGACGACGACAAAGUGUUUUUGGAAACAGCAAACGUCCAGGUCAAGGACGAUUACGGCAAUCUCUUCGAGGCAAGGGCCUUACUCGACUCCGGUUCCAUGUCGAAUUUCAUAUCCGAUGAAUUCGCUCGAAAAUUGUUGACCAGUCGCAACAAGGUUAACGUCGCUGUAUCGGGCAUUGGAAAUGCAGUACAGCAAGUGAAGGGUUCGAUCGUCGCAACGGUGCAGUCGAAAACUCAAUCCUUUGCUACGGAGAUGGCUUUUCUGGUGUUGGAAACGCCAUCAGCUCACAUUCCCACUUCACCUACGGACAUCUCAUCGUGGAAAAUGCCGGACGUGGCAUUAGCUGACACCAACUUUAAUUUGCCUGGGCAUAUCGACAUCGUCAUCGGAGGCGAUGCUUUCUGGGAGCUUCACACCGGUCGCAAGCGCUCUAUUGGCAGAGGCAAACCGUGGCUGGUGAAGACGCACUUCGGCUGGGUGGUAUCCGGCAACACACAGCACUCAUCAACUGGCCCGCGGGUGUGCCAUCUCGCAACACACGACAUCCCCUUGGAGGAAAUUAUGCAGCGCUUUUGGGAAAGCGAAACCAUAGCCGAGGAUCCUGUGCUAUCGGUCGAAGAGGAUGCCUGCGAAAAACACUACUCAUCGACAACCGUUCGCAAUUCAGCGGGAAGGUAUGUUGUUAGUUUCCCUUUUAAUCCUAAUCCAAAUGUCGUUUUAGGGGAAUCUAAAGCAACAGCCGAUCGUAGACUCCGUUGUAUGGAACGCCGUUUGGUGAAUAAUCCUACAAUGAGAGACGAAUAUGUAAAAUUCAUGCAGCAAUACGAACAUUUGGGUCACAUGAAGAGGCUUACUGGUCCGGUAGACGAUUCGACUCAACAUUAUUACCUUCCUCAUCAUGCCGUGGUAAAAGAGUCGAGCACAACAACGAAGGUUCGGGUUGUUUUUGACGCGUCGUGCAAGACGUCCAGUGGCUAUUCGUUGAAUGACAAGCUGUUGGUCGGUCCAGUCGUUCAGGACGAUCUUUUCUCCAUCAUUCUUCGGUUCCGUUUGCAUGCCAUCGCCCUGACUGCUGACGUGGAGAAAAUGUACCGUCAGAUUCUACAUCACCCUGACGAUAGAAACCUGCUACGUAUCCGAUACAGAGAGAGCCCUACAGACGAAAUAUCCACCUUCGAGCUACAAACAGUCACGUACGGUACAGCAUCUGCUCCAUUUUUGGCAACUAGAACUCUACGGCAGGUUGCUAUCGAUAACAGCGACACAUACCCACAAGCUAUAAACGCUGCGUUAAAUGAUUUUUAUGUGGAUGAUUUGUUAACGGGAUCAAACGACAUUAACGAAGCCAUCGAAAUGCGCACACAAAUUUCACAAAUGUUGGAAUCUGCAGGAUUCUCGCUAAAAAAAUGGGCAUCGAAUCGGUCAGAAGCACUAGUAAACAUUCCUGCCGAAGACAUAGCAAUCCAACCAACGCAUGAGUGGCAAGAAUCAAACCAUCCUUCUGAUUUAGAACCGUUGACGCCGGGACACUUUCUCAUCGGCUCUAAUAUGCAAGCGGUACCAGACGUCGAUCACACCGGAACACCAAACAAUCGGUUGAAGUACCAGUUGGUGCAGAAACACAUGCAAAACAUUUGGGCUAGAUGGUAUCCGGAGUAUCUGCAACAACUGCAAGCGCGAGCCAAACAUUGCAACGGGCAAUCGGUGUCACUGCAAGAAAACCAGCUUGUGAUCAUCAAGGAAGACAACAUGCAUCCUACCUCGUGGCCGAUGGGUCGCAUCGUUGCAGUUCACCCAGGCAAGGACGGAGUCGUUCGCGUGGUUACACUGCGCACAGCUGCCGGAAAACAAAUCGUACGCGCAGCUAAUCGUUUGGCAAUUCUACCAAACCCCGACGUACUCAGCAAUUUGGAGAAGAAAGGAGACACUGGCACUGAGUAA